Sodiomyces alkalinus F11 is the source of this 1640-nucleotide messenger RNA. RefSeq names its product fructose-1-6-bisphosphatase. Gene Ontology annotation, cellular component: cytoplasm. Lineage: Eukaryota; Fungi; Ascomycota; Sordariomycetes; Glomerellales; Plectosphaerellaceae. The coding region runs from base 445 to 1482 and encodes 345 amino acids. The transcript has a single exon. Gene Ontology annotation, biological process: gluconeogenesis; fructose 6-phosphate metabolic process; fructose 1,6-bisphosphate metabolic process. Gene Ontology annotation, molecular function: fructose 1,6-bisphosphate 1-phosphatase activity. The record is from RefSeq and is a predicted model, not a curated record.
AGAAUAUACCCACCAGCAACUGUAGCACAAAACAACCGCACUCGAAUAUCAAAGCUGUGAAAAUGGACAACAAACAGAUCACCAUGAAUGACAGCAGCACCCCGCCAACCCAUUGCCGCAAAGACUCCGCCCAUCUUAUCUUAUCCACACCAACAUCUAGCUGAACUUGGUGAUGAUCCACCUUUGCCAGUCAGCCCCUCCGCCGCCUUGGCUUCCGGUCCGCAAAUCCCUCACUCAAAGUCUUAAUUUUGAUACGUUGUAUGUGCUCGAUGCUCAAAAUAGUAUGAAAAAUGAAAAUCAUGUCGGCGUUUGUCAUUUCCCCGGUCGCAAUAGUAGCAACUUGACCACCAGCCUUGGUAUAGGAGCUGGAUAAAGAUCUCGGCCAUCACAAACCCGGGACGAAACCUCAGUGUUGUGUGGGAGCGUGAGCCCUAAGUUCUAACAAUGGUCGUCCCCAACGGAUCACCCUACGCUGCCCUUGAGCAUCACUUAAAAUCACUUCUUCCUCAAGACAGCAAACGCUCGUCUCUCGUCAGUUCCGUGCUCCCUACGCUGAUCGAUGCUAUCGCUGCCGUUUCCAGCACUUUACAAUCCUCUCACCAUGUCGCUCUCGUGGGCACCGCCAAUGCUUUCGGUGACGAUCAGCUGAACAUUGAUGUCUCAGCCGAGAACAUCAUUCGGGAGGCCCUCGCUCGGUGUCCCGCCAUCGCCGUUGCCAGCAGCGAGGAAGACCCGAUCGAACGCCCGAAUGCGACCCACAAGGCCACCGCCGAACCUACUCAAUCUGCCGAAGGAUCGUCGCCGUCGUCGGCUGAACAAUACACAGUAGCCUUCGAUCCUCUGGAUGGAAGUUCCAUCAUCGCCCCGAACUGGUCCGUCGGCACCAUCGUAGGCAUCUGGGACGGCACCACCGCCCUAAACCAGGACCCCGCCACGAAGCAAAUCGCCGCCGUCCUCGGCGUCUACGGCCCCCGGACCACCGCCAUCAUCGCCCUCCGCAUUCCCGGCCUCCCACCCGCCUGCUUCGAGGUCGGUAUCGACCCCUCCGGCUCCGUCCACCAGAUCAUCCGUUCCGGCAUCUGCCUCGCAGACCCGCCCUUCAAGACCCGCUACUUCGCCCCCGCGAACCUGCGCUCCGCCGCCGAGGACGACCGCUACCUGCGCCUUGUCCAGCGCCUCAUCGUCGAGAAGUGCACCCUCCGCUACUGCGGCGGCCUCGUCCCGGACCUGGUGCAUGCCCUCGUUCAGGGCCACGGCCUGUACGUCUCCCCCGUCACCGGGUCGACCAGGGCCAAGCUGCGCCGCCUGUACGAGUUAUGUCCUGUCGCCUUGGUCAUGGAGUGUGUUGGGGGCAAGGCUGUCGACCCUGCCAGCGGGAAUGGUAUCCUUGAGAGGGCCGUGGCUGAUUGCGACGAGAGGGGCGGGUUGGUCUGCGGGAAUCGGGAAGAGGUUGAGGCUGCCAUAGAAUCUUUGCUUGGUUAGACGACAGGGGGAACGGGCACUGCGGUGACACGACGCCGUACGUAGAGGCCAGGUUGCGAGACCGAGACGGGAGCCCUAUAGAAUUGAUAGAAGUUUAGAAUAUCCAUCGCACAUGGUUAGAAAUACCCCGUGAUGUUAGGAAAUUAUGUUCAUCGCGU